This is a messenger RNA of Neohortaea acidophila, 1467 nucleotides long. Its product is annotated as terpenoid cyclases/protein prenyltransferase alpha-alpha toroid. The coding region runs from base 1 to 1467 and encodes 488 amino acids. The record is from RefSeq and is a predicted model, not a curated record. Gene Ontology annotation, cellular component: protein farnesyltransferase complex. Gene Ontology annotation, molecular function: protein farnesyltransferase activity. The transcript is spliced from 2 exons. Lineage: Eukaryota; Fungi; Ascomycota; Dothideomycetes; Mycosphaerellales; Teratosphaeriaceae. Gene Ontology annotation, biological process: protein farnesylation.
AUGUCUCCUCUUGUUCGAAAGGACGAUGAUCCCAGGAACACACUCGAGGAACUUCUCCAGCAGUCCCGGAUCGAGGAGUUGACAUCCGAGCACGAUGGAUACGAGGACGUUGAACCCGCGCACUCCUCUACCGCUCACGACUUCAACGGCCAUCCAUUUCCUGGCAACCAUCUCCAGCCCGCGAGGACGCAAGCAAAACCACCCCUUCCACCCUGGCUGCAGGCCGCAACACUCGGCCUCUUCCACGAAGAUCUCACCACAACAACCACCCAAGCCCAAGCAAAGGUCACAAAAGAAUGCCUCCCCCAUCUCACCGGCCAAGACACGUCCGGCUUCGAGCUCAACUCCCACGGCCUCCCCCACCUCCGCCGCACCCAGCACGCCGCCUUCCUCCACGCCCAAUUCGAACCUCUACCCGCCCCGUACGUCGCCAUUGACGCCAGCCGCCCUUGGUUCUUCUACUGGGUCCUCAGCGGCCUCUCCGCCCUAGGCGAAGACAUCAAUCCCUACCGCGAACCUCUCAUCGCAACCGUGCGCCCGCUGCAAAAUCCCACAGGCGGCUUCGGCGGCGGGCAUGGCCAACUAAGCCACUGCGCCUGCUCCUACGCCACCAUACUGGCCCUCACCAUCGCCGACGCCCUGCACGUUGUCGACCGCCGCGCAACCUGGCACUGGCUGGGAACCCUCAAGCAACCCGACGGCGGUUUCCGCAUGGCCAUCGGAGCAGAAGAAGACAUCCGCGGCGCCUACUGCGCCAUGACAAUGCUCACCCUCCUCAACCUGCCCCUCGAGCUACCACCCGACUCCCUCGCGCGCACCGCAGGCCUCACGCGCUUCACAGACAAGCUAGGCGAAUGGAUCAGCCAUUGCCAAACGUACGAAGGCGGCAUCGCAGGCGCGCCCACGAACGAAGCGCACGGCGCUAUCCCGCGGUACCUCGAUGUCCCGGCGCUCUUAGCCUGGCUAGCAGCGCGACAAACGCAGCCCGAAGGCGGGUUCCAAGGUCGGCAAGAAAAACUCGUCGACGCCUGCUACAGCCAUUGGGUCGGGGGAUGCUGGGCUUUAAUCACCGCUGCUCUCCAACAACCACCCCGCAACAGCGCUGCACUUUGGAACCGCGCGGCUCUCGUCCGAUACCUGCUCACCUGCUGCCAGCAACCGGGCAAGAAGAAAGGCGGCAUGCGCGAUAAGCCUUCCACGCGGCCGGAUGCGUAUCACACGCUCUACUCGCUGGCGGGCCUGUCGCAUGCGCAGAAUGUCUUCACGUACAAUGCAAGGGCUCCCACUACUGGGGAGGGCAGAUCACUGGCGGCAUUCAAUUGGGCGGCGCGAGGGCCGAGCAAGGAGGAGAUGAGGGAGCUGGGAGUGGACGAGGAGGAUCUGGUUAAUUUCGUGCAUCCUGUUUUUGUGAUACCCAUGGCAGCUGUGGAGAGGGCGAGGCAGGAGUUUGAAGAUGGAACCCUUUGA